Bicyclus anynana (squinting bush brown) is the source of this 1870-nucleotide messenger RNA. Its product is annotated as glucose dehydrogenase [FAD, quinone]-like. The record is from RefSeq and is a predicted model, not a curated record. Gene Ontology annotation, molecular function: oxidoreductase activity, acting on CH-OH group of donors; flavin adenine dinucleotide binding. Lineage: Eukaryota; Metazoa; Arthropoda; Insecta; Lepidoptera; Nymphalidae. The coding region runs from base 1 to 1851 and encodes 616 amino acids. The transcript has 4 exons.
AUGAUUUGGCAGCCUCUAGACCUGUCGGAAGCAUGUCCCCCUCACACGCCCAACUCCGCGUGCUCCAACUUCGGGCUGCUGUACCUCAGUCUGCUGGUGAAGCUGUAUGGAGGGUCCGCAGACCAGCGCCAGGAGUGUCGCAGAGAGAGGGCGCCCCGCGAGGAGUUCGACUUCAUUGUGGUGGGCGCGGGCGCGGCGGGCUGCGUCGUCGCCAAUAGACUUACAGAGAACCACAAGUGGAAGGUGCUGCUGCUAGAGGCCGGGCCGGAGGAGCCCGACGUGACGCUGGUGCCGGGCCUGUCCAGCGCGCUGCUGGGCUCCAACAUCGACUGGCAGUACCGCACGCAGCCCAACGGCCGGAGCUGCCUCGCGCACCCCGGGGGCAGCUGCCCCUGGCCCCGAGGCAAAACAAUGGGUGGUUCGAGCUCCAUCAACUCGAUGGCGUACCUGCGCGGCAACAGGGCGGACUACGACGCCUGGGCCGCCGCGGGCAACGAUGGCUGGAGCUAUGAAGAAGUGCUGCCAUUCUUCAAAAAGUCUGAAAGGAACAUAAACAUAGAAGUCCUCGACAGCAAAUACCACGGAGCGAAGGGCGAGCAAUACGUUUCCAGGUAUCCCUACAUCGACACGCCCUCCAUCAUGUUGACCGAAGCGUUCAACCAAGGAGGCCUGCCUCUGGCGGACUACAACGGCGCCCAUCAGGUGGGCACCAUGCAGGCGCAGGCGGUGUCGCUCGACGGCGAGCGAGUGUCGACCAACGUCGCCUUCAUUCAGCCCAUCCGGCACAAACGGCCUAAUCUAUUCGUUGAAACAAACGCAGAAGCGAAGAAAAUAUUAAUAGACGAAUAUAACAAUGCAUACGGGAUCGUUUACGUGAAAGAUGGUAAGAAGCAUACAGCGUACGCGAGAAAAGAAGUCAUCAUUAGCGCAGGAGCUAUCAAUUCUCCCAAAUUGUUGAUGUUAUCAGGAAUAGGACCGAAGCAGCAAUUGAGAAGCUUGGGCAUCCCGGUCGUACAAGACCUGGCCGUCGGAGAAAAUCUGCACGACCACGUCACUUUUAACGGUGUUGUGAUAGCUUUGUCUAACAAAACCGCCACGACGGUCAGCCAGGAAGAGAUCUUGAUAGCCGUCGAAGACUAUCACGAAAUGAAAAUAAAAAGAGGUCCGCUGUCGGGCAACGGUCCGGUGAAUUCAGUCUCAUUUCUGAAAACAGAUCCUAACCUACCAGCGCCAGAUAUACAGUUCCAAUUCAACAGAAUUUCAAAUUGGAGAGAAAUGAUCCAAGAUCCGAUCGCUGCAGAGUACGUCUCGAUACUGCCGACUGCGUUCUACGACGCCGUCGAGCCGAGAGCUAUGAACCUGGUGCCAAAGAGCAGAGGCGUCCUUCUGUUGAAUCAAACCGAUCCAAACGGUCCUCCGCUGUUAUAUCCUAAUUACUUCGGUGACGAGAGAGAUAUGAUACCCAUUCUAAAGGCCCUCCGAUUUCUGCUGUCUUUGGAGAACACUGAAGCGAUGAGAUCCCGCGGCGCACAUUUCGUGCGCGAGCCUUUGCCGUACUGUAAGCGUUACGAGUGGGGUACCGAUGCGUACUUCGUUUGCAUGAUGCAGGCGUACACGGCCACCACCUACCACCCCGUGGGCACGUGCAAGAUGGGCCCGAAGUGGGAUACGAAGGCAGUCGUGGACAACCAGCUGCGCGUGUACGGGGUGCGCUCUCUGCGAGUGAUCGACGCGUCCAUGAUGCCGGCGGUCAUUCGCGGAAACACCAACGCGCCUUCCAUUAUGAUCGGAGAGAGAGGAGUCGAUUUUGUUGUGAGGCACUGGAGGAGUCACACCAAAGAUUACUUUUAAACAACUAGGGGUGUCAAAA